UUAAAUUUUUAACGCAUAUGCUUUUUAAUCGCGGGCGCUGUCAUCGAUAGAUUCAAGAUGGCUAUGAUGCAUUGCGGAAAAGAAAAUUUGAAACGUUUAAACAAUAAUUUUUAACAUUAUAUAAUAUUAAGUUAAUUGCACAAAAUUUAAUUAAUUAGAGUGAAAUAUAUAACAUUAAAUUUUCUCACUAAUGCUGAGAAUAUCAUACUAAUAGAACGAAAAUUAAAAUGGCAUUUUUUAAAGAGAGUUGAUUUCAGGAAGAACCUCCGAUGUCAGCGGGGAGGAUGAUUUUCUUAGUUUUGUGGCGAUUUCGCCAGUAACCAAGGUGAAUUGAAUAGUUUGCAAUUUGAAUUUCAAAUAUGACUUCUCCUUUAAAUCGAAAACGAAGCUCUUCUGUUAGUUUUACAAGAGCUAAGAAUGAUAGUGAAGAUACUGCAGAUGAAAUUCAUAUAUCUUUAGCUCCAUAUAUACAAACAUACUUGGCACAUAGUGGACAAGGACUUGGAUGUUGUGGAAUUAGCCUUCCAGUACCAUUUGAACGUGCAGCACCAAGAUCUUGGUGGAAUCCCAGAUUUGAUUCAGAAAUAUUAGAAGAACAAUUUAAAAGAAGUGCCUUUCCACAAAUUAGAUUAAGAUUCCGAUAUGCUCUAAAAUAUAUCUUACUGGUUUCUUUAUCAUGGUUGGUAUAUUUUGUUAUAAUUGGAACAGAAUACAAUACUACAACAUGGCCAGCCAUAGUAACAGUUUUUAUUAUUGUUGGAAUAAUGGUAACAGCAGUUUUGUAUCUAACAUAUACAGAUUAUUAUAAAAGUUAUGUGUUACCAAUUUCAUUAGGAGUUGCAUCUAUACUUUGCAUUUUAUCUUUACUUUUUCUUACAUUAGUACCACCUUAUAUAGAUGGCUUAACUCUAGUCGGACAUUUUGCACUAUGUUCUGAGAUUUUGUUAUUGAUAUAUACUGUCUUACCAAUGCCACUAUAUGCUUGUGUGGGAAUAUCAAUGGUUUAUUCUUUUCUUUUUGAAUUUUUGACUGCUUAUUUAUAUGGUACAAAAAAUGCAAGAGAAAAAUUUUUUAGUGAAAAUUUUUUACUAAAUACUUCAAAAGAAAGUAAUGCCACAAUAAAUUAUAAUAGAAUAUCAGCAGCUAUGUACUCUUCUUUGAAAAAUUUUACUAACAGUCAAUUUUCUAAUGUGAUGCACGAUAACAACGAAUCUACAACUGCAAAUGUAAAAAUAAUAUCAUAUUCACAAGAUCCGAAAAUGUUAUCUGCUUUUGGAAUGAAAUCAAAUCAAGAAAAUAUAAUUGAAAAGAUAUCUGGCGUUUUGAAUGAUACAAAUGUUUUUAAAAAUUUAAAUUCUACUAUGAUGUCAACUACUAUUAACUCCACUAUGAAUGCUUCAUCUAAUAAUUUAAUCUCCAAAGGUAUAAACAAUAUAACUUCAAUAUUUAAAGAAAAUAUAUUAACUCAUAAAAAUGAUGACAUGUCAAACUAUUUCUUAAGUAGCAACAUAUCUAAUCAAUCAUUUUCGGAUGAUUAUUUUUCUACGAGUCUUGGAAUAAGAAUCUUAAUGCAGAUCUGCAUUCAUCUGAUAGGUAUACAUAUUUUAAUAAUGACUUUUGUAAGAAUGCGUGGUACAUUUAUGAAAGUCGGACAAUCGUUAUUAGUUCGGCGUCAACUUGAAAUGGAAAAACAACUUAAAGAGAAAAUGAUUCAUUCAGUAAUGCCGCCUAAAGUCGCAGAUUGGUUAAUGGAAGAAAGAGAAUGCGAAAGAGAACGAGAGGAUUCUUUAAAAAAAGGUUCGAUACCGUCCAAUAAUACAGAUAUUCGCUCAUUGUUUCGACCAUUUAAUAUGCAUUCAAUGGAAAAUGUUAGUAUCUUAUUUGCUGAUAUUGUUGGAUUUACACGAAUGAGUUCAAAUAAGACUGCAGAAGAAUUAGUAGGCAUUUUAAAUGAUCUUUUUGAAAGAUUUGAUGAUUUAUGUGAACAUCAUGGAUGUGAAAAAAUUUCUACAUUAGGAGAUUGUUAUUAUUGUGUAAGUGGAUGUCCAGAACCAAGAUCUGAUCAUGCAAAGUGUUGUAUUGAAAUGGGAUUAGCUAUGAUAGAAGCUAUAAAACAAUUUGAUAUUGAAAGAAGAGAAGGUGUUAAUAUGAGAGUUGGAGUACAUACUGGAACUGUAUUAUGUGGAAUUGUAGGUACUAAAAGAUUUAAAUUCGACGUUUGGUCUAAUGAUGUAACUUUAGCAAAUAAACUAGAAAGCACAGGAAAACCAGGAAGAGUUCAUCUAAGUGAAAAGACUCUGAAUUUUCUCAAUGAUCGAUAUCUUACAGAAGAAGGAGAUUUAAUAAAUGUAUUUUAUAUUACAGGUAUUAAAACUUAUUUUAUUAAAGGUCGAAAAUCAGAUUUUACUAAUCAAUUUAUAAUGAAUAUAACAUCUCCGACAAGUAUAUCGCCUUUGAUGCAAUCGCGUCACCGCGUGGCCUCUUGUAAUAGUCAAUCUAAAUUGAAAUAUCAUUACCUCCAUAUGGUUACUAAUACAAGUAAUUAUAGAAUGAAAGCAAACUCUUUGCCAAGUAUUCUAGAUUCCGAAAACGGAGAUACUGAUAUCACAGAUGAAAAAGAAAAUGCAAAUAAAAGUCCGAUAUCUGUUGCCAGUUAUGGAAAGAAAAAGAUACGAAACAAACCAUGGAAAUAUUUACAACGACAACGAACUACUGAAGAAAUGACACCUCUAGAAAUGGAAGAAGCCAAAGCAAUUAUUGCCGAACAAUCAAAAACUGAAUCUCAAUCAUAUGAAGAUCGUAAUGGAUUUAGGCAGAAUACAUCUCAAAGUGAGAUUGAAAUGGAUCCAAAUCCUGUACCUUCUAGUCCUUUAUUAUCUGGUCAAGAGUCACUUAGUCGUGCCUCUUCUAUGUGCAGUAGGAAAGAUUCGGGAAUUAGAAGUAAUAGCAGACGUAGUAGUAUACAGCAACAGUUAUUUCUAAUGAACGGCAUGGCUCAAGGAGAUUUAUUGGCACAUAGAGUAAGUGGAUAUUAUACUUCUAGUUCGACAUUAAAUUCUGCUCAUGAGCCAUCGUCUUCGGUACCAUAUCCAUUUCCUCCAGCAGUUACAGAUACUUUUGGUGCAUGUUUUCAUAAAUUAAGAAAACAAUCUGAUCUACAAUUAAUUAGGUGCGUUCAAGAUAAUGUAAGUUCUCAACGAUCAUACUUCGUGAAACCGCCACUUUCGAGUUUAACUCUCUUUUUCAAAAAUAAAGAAAUGGAAAAAGAAUACAGAGAAAAUGCUCACAAGGUUAAUGAAUGUAUCAGUGGAAAUCCACCUACUCUGGCUACCUCGAGAUUUAAUACAUAUUUUGAUAUUCUAAUAUCGGCAUUGAUUUACACUGCCGUCACAAUUUCACUCUUUUUACUUUGCGAUCCAACCUUAUAUUAUAUGAUCUUUUUUGUAUGUGCUACUACCAUUCAAAUUAUAGCAGUGUUACUUUGUGUUCGUCAACUCUUAUAUCCAAAUAUGAUUCAUUCAACAUUAAUACAACAAAUAUUUAAAUUUUUUUCACAAUGGUAUCCUUGGCAUAUUUGCGGUGCAAUUUUAGUUGGCUUACCGAUUACGUCUAUUUUUCUUAAUUAUACGUGUAGUAAUUUUCAUAAUUUGAAUAAUUUUGAAUACUAUUAUGGUUAUUUGAUUUUUAUUAGUUUAGUCCAUUUUUGUAAUUUUACACAACUUAAUUGUUGGAUGAAGAAUUUUUUAGUAACAUUUAUGGGUGUAUUAUUUCUUUAUUUUAUAAUGAAUCAUUUGUCAUAUAAUCAAGAAAAUAUCGGUAAUCUAUUUAUUAAUAAGACAUUAAAUUAUUCACAAUUCCCAAUAGAUAAAAAUAUUAUUGAUUUGAUCAGGAAUCAAUCUAAUGAAAGCAUUAUAAAGAAAAUAUUCAAUAAUAUUCCUGAUUUCUUAUUAAAUUCUACAACGAAAAUUGCUCUUAUAAGUCAACAAGAGACAGAAAUUAGAUAUCACGAAAGAUUAUACAAUUCCGAGAUUUUUUUAGAUAUGAUACUUUUACUUCUGUUAGUUUGGUUUUUAAAUCGUGAAUUUGAAAUUAGUUAUCGAUUAAGCUUUCACGGAAAUGCAGUAGCUGCUCGAGAUAAAAGUCGUGUACAAUCUAUGAAAAAUCAAGCUGAUUGGCUUUUACAUAACAUUAUACCAAAAUAUGUUGCUGAUCAAUUAAAAACCACUGCUAAAUAUUCACAAAAUCAUAAAGCUGUGGGAAUCAUUUUUGCAAGCAUAGUAAACUUUAACGAACUUUAUGAUGAGUCUUAUUUGGGUGGCAAAGAAUAUUUGCGUGUGCUUAAUGAACUCAUUGGUGAUUUUGACGAAUUAUUAGAAAAACCGGAAUUUUCAAAUGUAGAAAAGAUAAAAACUAUUGGUAGCACAUUCAUGGCAGCAAGUGGUUUAAAUCCACAAGUUAGACAACAAAAUGAACAUGAAUAUAAGCAUCUGUUUCAAUUAAUAGAUUUUGCUAUGACAUUGCAUAAAGUAAUAAAUGAUUUCAAUCGAGAUUUAUUAGGUUUUAAAUUAAUUUUGAGAAUUGGCUUUAAUUAUGGCGACGUAACUGCUGGUGUAAUCGGGGCAACGAAGCUAUAUUAUGAUAUCUGGGGUGAUGCUGUAAAUAUAGCAUCUAGAAUGGAUUCGACUGGAGUCGCUGGAAGAAUACAAGUGGCCAAGAACGUUUUAGAUGUUCUUUCAGAACGAUACGAAUUCGAACCACGUGGUCAAGUUUAUGUUAAGGGAAAAGAUAAUAUGGAUGUAUUUUUAUUAAUAGGAAAAAAAGACGAUAUUGAUAUAACAACGAACACUUAAACAUUUUCAGGUCUCUAAUAGUGAUGUUGAUUCUUUAUAAAAUUAAAAUUAAUCGUUUGCACGUUACACUUAUAUCAGGCAUAUGAUCUUUUUGGGAUCAGAUUUCUAGCGAUCUCGUUAAGAAUUACAAAUUUAUGAUAUAAUGUGUCACCAACGUUAUAUACGAUAAAAACGUACCUUAAUUCUUUAAUUGCUCGCUCAUUAAAGAUAUUUAUUCUUAACAAAACAAUUAACUGUAUUUUUUUACGUAAUUUAAGAACAUCAGAUGUGUGUGAGACCUAUCAAAAUCUAUCGUUAUAAAAAGUACAAAAUCAAAUCAAUUUGAAGAAAUCAAAUUUUUUCUUAAUAAUUCUUGCGAAAAAUCUAUCGAGACAAAUAUAAUACGCAUCUUCAUUGUUUGUGUGCUGAAUGAACGAACGUAUGAACGAUGCGAAUGAGCGGAUAAACAUAUAAAAUGACCGAGUUUGGUCGUCGUCAACAGUUCCUAGUAUAAAAUAUGCGACUUAUAUAUUAGAAAACUAUUAUUUCAAAAUAUAAAAAGCUUUCUAAUGUUUUAUUAAUUCUAUCGAUUCAUAUGAGAUUAUAUGGCUUAUUUCAUAUCAUUAAUUAAUCAGAUUUAUUUAUAUUACAAUUUAAACAUGAAAAUAUCAAAUUAUUUGUGAAAUAGUAAAUAAUAUUAUAAUAAAAUGCUUCAAAUUUCAAAACUUUUUUUAAGACUUUGGUCGAAAAAUUAUGGUGAAGUUUCUAUAUUUAUUCUAAUUAAAAAUAAUUAUUCAAUAUUGUUUUUCAUUAAUUUUUCGCAUAAUACAUGUAAGAAUUCUGUUUUAAGGUUACUAAAAUUCUCGAAAAUUUAGUACUCAAUAAUUCCAUGCAAAACUUGUUAGAUACAAAAGAAAUAAAUUUAUUGAUAUAUCAUAUUUUAACAUUGUUUUAGAAUUUAUUGCAUGGAUUAUCAAUUUUAUUAAUAAUAAAAUCGUAGUUUAUAAAUUAGCAUUCCGUUAUUUUUUUAAUCUAAUAUUCUGUUUUAUUUUCAUUUUUUUAAAAUAUCGAUAAAAAGCUACAUAAGAUGAUAUAAAAAUAAUGAAAUAUUUUUUGGCAUUUUACUGCAAUUGUACUUUAGACAAUUUUUAGAAGUUCAAUACAUGAAAAUCAUUUAAUAUUCAUUUUUAUAAACGCAUACAUAUAUACAUACAAAAUAUGUUUUGAACUUUGACAUUGUCUUAUUCGUACUUAUGUUGAAAUAUAUCAAUAGAUUUUGAAAUCUUUUUGGAAAUAGUUACAAAUAUAAGCAAAUAAAAAGAGUAUUGAUAGGAAAAGUAUUUUAAUUUCAAUAUUAUCUUAAUGUGCAUAUUGUCGCGUAUUUUAAAUAAAAAUUGUUAAACUUUAACGCGUAACUAGUUUAACUAGUAAUAAAAUUUGAAGUUUAUUAAAAACUUGUACUUUAUUAUGGUAAUCUCGAUAGUAUUUUGUUGCAAAAUAUAGUUAUUUAUGAAUUUUAUUUUAGAACACAUGUGAUGUUAAUAUGAUAGGCAAAUUGAUUGUAUAUAUAACAUGAUAUAAUUUAAUAUUAAAUUUUAGUAUUUGAAUUAUCAUUUAAAUACAAUUAAUAAAAGACACUGGUAUUAUUUAAAUUUUUUCUAUACCUAGUGUAAUAAAUCUUUUAAAUAGCACAGUUUUUAUCAUGUAAUACUACAUACAAAUUCUGUGCUAUAUUAUAUUAUUUUUAAAUCCAUGAUGAUUGUCAUGUAUUAAAUGAUUAUUAAUAUCUACAAUUUCAUGUAAAGUAUUGUCACUAUUUGAUAUAUAAUGGCAAUUGUGUAAAGUACUAAUUCAUUUUUAUAUGAUAGUUACAAUGUGCUACAUUAUUCACAAUAAUAAAAUAAAAUAAUUAAAAAGAAGUAACAACAAAACAUAGAAAUAUUACGUUUGAUUUACAUAUAAGUAUCUAAAAUGCUAUUUAAUUUAAAUUUUUGUAAAUUUUAAAUGAUAAACAAAAAUUGCAUUUAAUGGGAAUAAUAUGACCCAAACAUAUUUAAUAUUAAAUAUUUUAAAAAAGCUUAUUUUAUAUGUUUUCAAAAUGCCCAAAUAAAAUUUUUACAACUAAAUUCGUAUGAAACAUACAAUAUGAAACAAUAUUUUUUAAAUAUUUUUUAAAAAGUGCUGAGAAAUGGACACAUUUUUCUCUUGAUUAAAAACAAUUAUAAUCAAUUCGAAUACAAAUAUUUGUACCAAAUCGUAAAAUUGUUUUAUAUAAAUCAACAAUCUUUAUAUUAUACAUUAGCGAAAUAUUGUUUACAAAAACUGUAUUACACAUCGCGUUGAAAAUCAUUGUUUUACAUUGUUACAAAAGAUUUUAUGUAAAUCCAAAGAAAUAGUAAUAAAUGCAUAAGACUUAA
Messenger RNA from Apis cerana (Asiatic honeybee), 7246 nucleotides. It is a transcript of the gene Ac13E, whose product is annotated as Adenylyl cyclase 13E. Lineage: Eukaryota; Metazoa; Arthropoda; Insecta; Hymenoptera; Apidae. The record is from RefSeq and is a predicted model, not a curated record. Gene Ontology annotation, cellular component: plasma membrane. Gene Ontology annotation, biological process: intracellular signal transduction; cyclic nucleotide biosynthetic process; adenylate cyclase-activating G protein-coupled receptor signaling pathway. Gene Ontology annotation, molecular function: adenylate cyclase activity.